Messenger RNA from Spizellomyces punctatus DAOM BR117, 1045 nucleotides. RefSeq lists its product as uncharacterized. The transcript has a single exon. Gene Ontology annotation, molecular function: protein binding. The coding region runs from base 249 to 920 and encodes 223 amino acids. The record is from RefSeq and is a predicted model, not a curated record. NCBI's taxonomy places the organism in Eukaryota, Fungi, Chytridiomycota, Chytridiomycetes, Spizellomycetales, Spizellomycetaceae.
AAAAAACUUGAACAAAAACUUUUGAGGUGCGGCGUGGCGGUGCCCGAAAGCUAAUGGGGAAUCAUCGACUUGAGCUCUAGAAGCAGGAUCGGAAGGGGCAGGAAUCAACGAACUGAUACCCUACAAGCAAACCCCACCAAAAGCGCCUUAGUACCUCAAAGUUGUAUUUGAGCAUUUGUGUAGCUUGAAACGGCAGACGAACACUCGCAGCGUGCAGAGGACUCACAAGACUUGAACGAACCCCGGCGAUGGGUCUCUUCAGUCAUACAAAUCAUGCGUCACCACCUUCACAACCGGACGGCAGUCUCUCCCUCCCUUCACCCCUCCCCCCUCCAGCUUCCCUCUACGCCGCCCCGCCCAUUCCUGCCGAUAGUACUGUAGACACAACCGACCCUCUUGCGAUAGCCAUAUACUACCACGAAGCAAACGUCCUCGAGGUGGCGACAUACUAUUUCUCCAUCGCAGCAGCAAGAGGGCAUCCUGUGGGUUUGUUCAUGUACGCAAUGUCCAUGAGACAUGGAUGGGGCUGUCAAAAGAAUGAGCAGGAGGCUGUGAGAUUACUUCAAAAGGCCGCGGAGACUGCUGUCAUGGAUCUCAACAUGGGCUUAGGAUCGUCCAUGAAAGGAACUUUAAAAAAGAUUGCGACGACCGAGUUGACUUUAGCCAUCUAUGAGCUUGCCAUGAGCUUCAAGCAAGGAUGGGGUGUACAAAAAUCCAAAACUACAGCAACAUAUUACAUGACGAUUGCCGCGCAGUUGGGGGAUGUGGAUGCCCAGCAAGAAUUGGGGGAAUGCUACUUGAGAGGGGAGGGAGUCAAACGAGAUAAGAAAAUGGCAGCAAAGUGGUUUAGGGAGGCGGAAAAGCAAGGUGCACACAUGGUAUCCAUGCAGUGGAUAUGGAAGCCAAAGUACGAUCCAUAACAGUAUCUCUGAAGCUGCUUAUAUUAUCUAUUCUUUCUGUAAAUUGUUACUCUGUAUACAAUAUAAAUGUCUGUUCUGAUUCGUCACUAUCAAUGUUUUUCAAAAUGCGGAUUGUCUGUCCCAGA